Endocarpon pusillum Z07020 is the source of this 4113-nucleotide messenger RNA. RefSeq lists its product as uncharacterized. Bases 1 to 4113 code for a protein of 1370 amino acids. The transcript has 3 exons. Gene Ontology annotation, cellular component: cytoplasm; nucleus; XPC complex. NCBI's taxonomy places the organism in Eukaryota, Fungi, Ascomycota, Eurotiomycetes, Verrucariales, Verrucariaceae. Gene Ontology annotation, biological process: mismatch repair; nucleotide-excision repair. The record is from RefSeq and is a predicted model, not a curated record. Gene Ontology annotation, molecular function: single-stranded DNA binding; damaged DNA binding; calcium ion binding.
AUGCCACCCUUCCUCCCACGCAAACGAACCCCGCCACCAGGCUCCCCAAGUUUACCCACGCCCAGGAAGAGAACAAAGCUUAACGAUGUACUAGACGCAGAUCCAGGCCAAUCUUUUGACCUCCAAGCCGCAAGAAACUUCACAUUGGGAGAUGAUGACGAGUCAAACUCCUCGUUGAGCGACAUCGAUAGCGACGGGUUCGAAGAUGUGUCGCAUGCCGGCCAAAUACCCUACAAAGAAAAGAAAAGGAAGGAGGAGGACCAGGAUGAAGACGUCGAUUGGGAGGACGCAAUGGCAGAAGGUGGACCUGUCAUCAAGAAGCAUGUCCCGAUGAUGGGUGGGAAUCUCGAGCUGAACCUGUCAAGAAAUGUCGACGAGAUCGACCAGUACAACUUGACUCGAGCUGUUACAACGAGUAAGAAAGGCCCAACAAAGAUUGAAAAAGAGAUCAGGUUACAGACGCAUUGCAUGCAUGUACAGUUUCUGCUCUACCACAACGCUGUUCGUAAUUCCUGGAGUUGUGACAAGGAAGUACAGGAUAUAUUGGUCAAGCAGCUACCUUCAGGCAUCGAGAAAGAAAUUCAAAAGUGGAGAGUUGCGAGUGGGUUGGAGACCGCGGGAGACGUACCGAAGGGGAACACAACGUCGGUAUCAAGGAGCAAGUGGAAAGGGAAGGCAGCGGCUGCUCAAAAUGUGCGGAUCCAACGAGACUGGGGCAAGCCGAGCAAUCGGGUGGAAAGUGGAAAGCCAGACCUUAGUCGAGGUGACCCGAUUCUUCCCCUCCUCAAAGUCCUGGCAGCAUACUGGAAAAAGAAGUUUUCAAUCACGGCUCCAGGACUUCGCAAGAGGGGCUAUGCAUCAGCAGCAGUGAGACAAAGGCAGGUCAGAUCGUUUCAAAAUGAGAAACAUGACCCUAUAAAACAUGGCGAGAGGAUCGAGGACCUUUCUGCAUUCCGCAAAUUGGCCAGAAAAUGCCAAGGAUCUCGUGACGUUGGUGCACAGCUAUUUACUGCAUUGCUGCGUGGCAUAGGGAUAGAGUCGAGGCUGGUUGCUAGUCUGCAACCAAGCGGCUUUGGUUGGACCAAGAACGAGCAAGCUGAAAACAGGAUUUCUGAGAACGUCGUUGAGCAUGAUAUUGGAGAGGGCUCAAGCGUUAUAUCUAAUGAAGACCGACCAUUUUUGAAUGAACAGCGCACAAUGGACAAGCGUAAAAACAAACGGGGUGGCUCCGCAGGGCGAAAAGGCGACAUUAAAGGGAAGGGCCAUAUUGAUGAUCCAGUCAACCUAGACACUUCGAGUUCAGAAGAGUUUACUAUGUCGGAAGUGGACGACGCUUCCGUUGCUGAUGCUACUCUUGCCACAACAUCGCAAAAGCCGUCCAAGUACGACCGAGACCUUGUGUUUCCGACUUAUUGGACGGAAGUUGUUUCCCCCAUCAAUUCAACGGUAAUACCAGUAUCACCACUGGUCUUACCCAAUCCAGUGGCAAGCACUGCUGAAGUACUCUCCACUUUCGAGCCGAGGGGGGCAAAGGCGGACAAGGCAAAACAGGUAAUGGCAUACGUGAUUGCACACUCCUCGGAUGGGUCCGCCAAAGAUGUUACUACCAGAUAUCUAAAGCGGCGGAUGUGGCCUGGAAAAACCAAAGGCGUUCGUAUUCCAAUCGAGAAAGUGCCAGUCUACAACAAACGUGGAAAGAUAUUGCGAUAUGAGGAGUAUGAUUGGUUUAAAACCGUGAUGAGCGGGUACGUUAGGACCGAGAAGAUGCGGACCACAGUCGACGAUGUCGAAGAGUCGACGGAUCUGAUCCCGCAGCAACCAGAGAGGAAGGACCACAAGCAAGAAGGCGACACACUACAAAGCUUGAAAGCAUCGGCAGAAUUUAUACUGGAACGUUUUCUAAGACGAGAGGAAGCUCUAAAGUCGAACGCCAAGCCAGUGCGUACCUUUCCUACUGGCAAGGGCGAUAAGCUAAAGGAAGAGAAUGUCUACUUGAGAACAGAUGUAGAACGGUGUCUCUCCGCCGAAAGCUGGCACAAAGAGGGAAGGCAGAUCAAAGAAGGGGAAGUUCCACUGAAGCUUGUUCCAAUUCGGGCAGUAACUUUGACCAGAAAAAGAGAAGUUGAGGAAAUGCAACGACAGACGGGUGAGAAGCCCACACAAGGGCUUUACAGUCGUGACCAAACCGAGUAUAUUAUUCCGCCACCAAUCAAAGAUGGUAUCAUUCCAAGAAAUGGUUAUGGUAAUAUCGACUGCUUCGUCCCUUCCAUGGUGCCCAAAGGGGCUGUUCAUAUACCGAUGAGAGGUACAGUAAGAAUAUGCAAAAGGCUGGAGAUAGACUAUGCAGAAGCCGUGACAGGCUUUGAAUUCGGCAAGAAGCUCGCCAUACCUGUGGUCGAAGGGGUCGUGGUUGCCGAGGAACACGAACAAGCUGUGAGGGACGCCUGGGAGGAAUAUGCAGAACAGCAAAGGGUGAAGGAGGAGGGUAAACUCGAGAAGGCUGUGCUUGAUUUGUGGAAGAGAAUACUGAUGGGGUUGAGGAUUCGAGAAAGAGUUAGUGAUACCUACGGGGAGGAUGCCGAGGCCAGUGAUGUGGCCCUGGAUGAUGUCGGAAAGCCUGGCAAACUCCAUGAUGUGCUCCCUCGUGACCAUGGUUUUGAUGGUGAGGAUGCUGCUUCGGUGUAUGGUAUGCAGGACGGCGGUGGAUUCCUGCUUCCACACGAGAACGAUGAGAAUAGAGCAGCCUCGUCCAAUGAGCUUGUCGUCGAGCAUCAUGAUUCCUUACUACAACCGAAAUACAAAGAAGCUGAGCAGUACCCUACGCCCGUUUCGACCACAUCCACCGAUAUGAAAGAGCAUUCCCAGAACCGGAAACACAUCGUGGCAAUCACUGGUGCUUUAGAUCUAUCCGAAGCCGAAUCCACCGGCUAUAGGCUUGGCGCAGAAGAAAGCAAUAUCACACAGAGGCCCGCAAGAGAAGGGAAACGCUCUUCGACUAAACAACAACAAAAUCCACCCAUAGUGGUCGAGAUUCCAAAGAAGGAACGACAAGCCACCCAGAAGAGGUCGCAAACCCCUGGUCCAAUUCCAAUUGAGGAAAGAUCCGAUCUUGCACUUGGAGGCCCCAACGGCGACAAGGGUGAUGAUCAAACAAAGGCCAUGCAGCGUUCUAUGACAACAAGCGGAAAACGUAGCUCAGGAAGAGAGAGAAAGUCGGCCUCGGAGCAAGAAGUGGCGCCGAAGCGCAAGCAGCAGCCAAGGAGAGCAAGCAGGAAAGCUGCAUUGACGAGUCCGUAUUUUGGUCUUGAUGGCGAUGGCGACGGAGACGAGAGCUGGGAUCGGGAGAUGAUGAUUUUUAGCUCCGUAGAAAUUCCGCCCUGGCAACGAGCACAGACAACAAAGUCAAGACUCACUUUUUGUCGCUCCACUACAUCUUCUGCCCCAGACUUCAGUAAUUCCAACAUCAAACACAUCAUUCGCACUUUACAGCGCAGACCUAAUAUCGGCCUUGUAGAGGCUAUUCACAUCCCGGAAGCUCUACCUCUUAGUAUCUCUGACAAUGGUACGACCAUACAUGCCCAGCAUUCGUUUCUCAACCAUUGCCCGCGAAAAAUCCGAGACCCUGAUCAGUUUGCUGGAUCCCUAACUGAUUCUCCAAAAAGAGCCCAGCUGACAUACUCCUCCCAAAACCAACAGGCCAGCACAAACUACAAAGAAGCCUUCUCCCUAUUCGACAAACGCGGCAACGGGCGCGUCUCCCUCGAAUCCCUCGGCGACCUCCUCCGAGCCUGCGGCCAGAACCCCACCCUGGCCGAGAUAAGAGACCUAGAAAAGACGGUUGGUGGUGAUUUCGAUUUCGAAUCCUUCUCCAAGAUCCUCAACCGGCCCGGCGGCUUCCGCGACCCGGGCGAACCGGAAGAAUACUGCCGCGGCUUCCAGGUCUUCGACAAGGAAAUGACGGGCUUCAUCGGCGUCGGCCAGCUGCGCUACAUCCUCACCAACCUGGGCGAGAAGAUGAGUGAUGACGAGGUCGACGAGCUGCUCAAGGCCGUCGACACGUCCAGUGGCGAGAUCAAUUAUACCGAGCUUGUCAGGACGAUUUUGGCGAAUUGA